AGAGAGAGAGAGAGAGAGAGAGAGGAAAAUGGGUGGACGGAAAGUCCCCGUGUGGAAAUCCCCUUUGACUUGGACUUUUUCCUUGUUUUAAAAAAACUAUCAUUAUCGUACGUGUGUAUUCUUUUGAAAGGCUUCGCAGGCUGCGAGGGCUCCAAAAUAGAUCUGAUACUGAAAGAAAGAGAAGGUUGAAUGGCGCCGAGGACCGCUGCGGUGAGGCUGAGUGAAGUGGCUGAGAGAGGACUAGCCUGAGCAUCCGGGAGGCUUUUGUUAUUACCCCGACAUAUUACACAGUUUCCACGUUGAUCCGGCAUCGGUGGUUGGUGCCUCCUCCUCCUCCUCCUCUCCUCCUUGCUCCUCUUCCUCCCCUCCUUCCAUUCACCUGGCCAGCCAUCCGCCAUGUCGCAGGGUCAGAACUUCCUCCCCAAAUUCCUGUUUGUCUCCAACCUGCUCAAGGCAGUGAAGAUCCGACAGCGAGUGCCUAACGAUGUGGUGAAGCCUGCUGCCAGCGGUGGCCUCAUGCACCACCUGCGGGGUAUGCACCGGUACACGCUGGAGAUGAUCGCCAUGAACCACUUCCCCCAGGCCUUCAGGGAGGUGGUUCAGGCCGCCAUCCUGGACCGAGCCAUGCAGGCCUCAUUAGAGAAGGAGAAAAAGCUCAACUGGUGUGGGGAGUUGAAGAAGAUGGUGCCCUUACGCACCAAUGGAGAUGGGAACUGUUUGCUUCAUGCAGCCUCUCAGUACAUGCUGGGUGUUCAGGACACAGACCUGGUUCUUCGGAAAGCUCUCCAUGGUGUUUUGAAAGAAACUGACACGGGCGUCUUCAAAGCUCGCUUCCAGGCAGAGCUGCUCCAAUCUCAGGAGUUCACCCAAACUGGACUCCGAUACACCACCAUGAACUGGGAGGAUGAGUGGGAAAAGAUUGUGAAGAUGGCAUCGCCAGUCUCCAGUAGCAAUGGCCUCCAGUUUGAUUCUUUGGAGGACAUCCACAUCUUCAUCCUCUCCAACAUUCUCCGCAGACCCAUCAUCGUCAUUGCAGACCAGGUGGUCAGGAGUAUGAAAUCCGGCACCUCCAUCUCUCCUCUGAAUGUGGGUGGGAUUUAUCUGCCUCUACACUGGCAACCCACAGAGUGCUACAAAUACCCAAUAGUGCUCGGCUACGACUCCCAGCACUUUGCACCCCUCAUCACCAUCAAAGACAGUGGUCCAGAGAUCCGAGCAGUACCGCUGAUCAAUCCGAGGCGGAAUGGCUUUGAGGAACUGAAAGUUCAUUUUCUGAUGGAGAAGGAGCAGCAGCAGAAAGAGAGGCUCCUCAAAGAGUACCUGCACCUGAUAGAGAUCCCUAUCAGAUUGGGCCAUGACAUUACACAGAUUAUGAAAGCUGCAAGGCUGGAUGAGGGAAACCUUCCUGAAGACAUGAACCUGAUGGAGGACUACCUACAGCUUGUGAACCAUGAGUACCAGCGCUGGCAGGAGGACAAGGAGCAGGCAUGGGCCGCCCAGCCACAGCGUCCGCCACCCUUCUCCGUCUCCCAGCUCUCGCUUAUUGAGAUCCGCUGUGCCACACCACGAUGCACCUUCUAUGUCUCUGUGGACACGCAGCCUCAUUGCCAUGAAUGCUUUGAAAAGCGGCAGGCCACUACUGGUGGAGGAGCGAGGAUAGAAGGGGUAAUUCAGACUAAGGAAGGAGGUUUACAAGGUGGGGUAGGAGUCAUAGGGGGAUCAGAGACUGAGGUGAGCUCCAGAGGGGCCAGAAGUAGCAGCCCCCCAUGCUCUUCAUCUGGGAGAGGAGUAGUGUUAUCCAGUCCCCGCUCAGCCCCGCCCACCGCCCCCAGCCUCAGCCUAUACAGUGAAACACAUGCAAUGAAGUGCAAGACACCCGGCUGCCUCUUCACCCUAAGUGUGGAGCAUGAUGGACUUUGUGAGCGCUGCUUCAACUCCAGGCAAAACCAUGGAACCCCUGGAGUUGGAACGGCCGCUACAGGACUGCCAGGGACCAAUGGGGGGCCUGUCGUUCCCCACCCAGCCCAGGGCUCCGGCUGGAACCAGUGGGGAGGCUGUGAGACCGAGACAGAGCGAUGUAACAUGUGCAGAAAGGAGGCGUUUAGGAUAUUCAAUGGCUUGUGUCCACCCUGCAUGCAGAGACAGCAGGCUCCAGAAAGGGGAGAGCCACAACAGAUCAAUCCCAGGACUGAAGCCUCAUCUUCAGCUUGGACCCAGGCCAGGGACACUGAGCGGCCAUGCCUCACUCUAACUCCAGGGCACACCUCAGCUUGGCAGGGCCCUGUGGCCCGACCUUGUAAAAGAUCUGGCUGCCAGUUCUUUGGGACACCUGAGAAACUGGGUUUCUGCACUAUUUGCUACGUAGACUAUCAGACAAAUCACCACCUGACUCCUCCUCCUGCCCCGGCCCAGAGUCGGCAUGGUUUGGAGACAGGCUUCCAGAAUGCCUCACGAUGUCGUGGGCCUGGGUGUGGUGCAGUUGGCAAGGUGAUGCUGGAGGGCUACUGUGAUAAGUGCUACGUAAAAGAGCAAAGUGCAAGACUUAACCAAGUCGCAAAUCGCACGUCCCCUCCUCUGCGUGAACGAGCAGCAAAACCCAGAUCUUCGCAGCAAUCCCAGACCCAGACUCAGUGCCGGCGGAGUGGCUGCAGUAAUGUGUCCCCGGGUUGCACAGACCUCUGCCCAGAGUGCCACACGCGUGGUCAGGGCAGAGAGCCAGGAAGACGGGCGCAGGCGCCCAAAGAAAAGUCGAAGCAGCGGUGCCGGACACAAGGCUGUGACCACUACGCCAACCAAGAGAAACAGGGCUACUGCAACGAGUGUGACCACUUCAAACAGAUUUACCGCGGCUGACCACAUUUAGCGCCCAUGCACACGACAGCGAUGAUGACACAUCGCUAGCACGCUAGAGCCGCCGCCCUGCUGUGGGCUCUCCAUGCCAGUCAAUGCACCUCUGAUACUAACUAACCAACUAACUAACUUGCUAGUGACUAACUAGUUACCUUAUGGCCUGAAAAUCAAACCCCCCAUGUAGAAUGUGAAGAGAGAGUGUGUGUAUGUGGGGGUGGUGGUGAGUGUGUGUGUUUUCGCAGUAGACAUGGCCUCCAGAAUACCUCUUUGUGCAAUUAUUAUCAUCUGACAUGCCCUGCGCACUUACACGGUGAGAGGUUUGGCUACAUGUCAGAGCAACUGAAUUAACUCUUGUGUACAAUAUGUAUUUAGAGGUACGUAGUGAAUCGUGCCGGACAAAAUGAUUGUAUGUCGACAUAACAAGAAGCAUCUGACAUUGCUUUCUAGACCACAGCCAAGGAUUUAUACCCCCCGUCUGUCUGUCUGUCUUAACCCAUCUGUGUAUCUGUCUGCCUGUCUGUCUAGCAUUUGCUCUGAAGAAAGAGAGAUGCAGUAGUUGGGCAUGCCCAACAGCAAAUCUCUGUGAAAAUAGUCAGCAGAAGUGUGCAAAACUGGGCCAAAGGAAAGCAAGCAAAGUGCUUGAAAUUAAGUUAAAUGGCAUUCACCACUGUUUUGCUUAAAUCUCCUAAAUCACUCAUCUAUGUCCUCACAACCCAGACAAAGAUUUUUUUUUUCAAAAAGAUUCUCUUGCAGUCAAUAUUGUAAAAAUGGUCAAAUAUUGAUUUUCUUCCAUUAGCCAGACAAUAGCAGGGUUAGUUUAUAUUUUGAGGCUAAUUAACCUUAUUACUGUUACAUAUCUGAUGUAAAUUGCUUGAUAUGGAAAGUAAAAAAACAAAUUAUAAACUGUGCAGGACAGACAGGGCAGGCCCCUGUUAGUUUUGGUGCUACAUGUACAGAAAUACAAGCCUCUCCAUUGUAGCCAACAUGCUGGUGGUUUCAGCGGACAGAAGGCAGAGAUCACAGUAGAGACAGGACUCACUCUCUUUCAAAACCUCCUUUCCUUCCUCUUAUUUCCCUUUUUCUCCAAAACAAAUCUGUUGCCUUGGACGUUGUUUUCCUGUUUACUUACCACUUAAGCACCUAGAAACGCAUAGACACAUGCGCACACAUAUCUACACAAUGUAUACACCAACAUAAUAUCGUCAGUCCUGUUAAAAGGGGAUUGGCAACUGUGAGGAGAACUGAGACUACAAGGACAGGCGAAGUCUGGAUAAUUAUCCACCCUACUACUGUAUACACACGCACACAUGCAAACACAGCUUUGUGAGAUUGUAUGUCCCCACCCCAGCCUGAGGUAAUGUGUAGGUAAAUGAACCUGUAAAGAUGCAUUCCUCUCUGCUUCACCCUCCUGGAUGUGCCAAGGCAUCACUUUCAAAACUUCAGAGAGCAAUCCUGUUGCCUGCUUUGGCUAAUCUUGUCUAUCUGAAUGUGUUUGUGCUGCUUGUACAGCAGCACAGUAUUGGGGCUGAUCCUCGAUAAGUUUUGCCUUUACAUAGUGAUUGAAAUUUUAUGGACCAGAGGGGCCUGAUCAGUGAUUAUGGAUCAGUGCUCCCACUUAUAAAAAAUGCUUUUGUGAACAUGGAUCUUAGUCCAUACCGUAGGACCUUCCAACCCGAUGCCUCAUCUUCAAUACACACACACACACAUACACACAUACAGAUAAAACGUACGCGUGUGUGCGUCUGGAGUACACAAAAAACUGACAUUCCUCCUCUUUUUUUCUUUUCUUUUUUUUUUGAAUUUCAAAUGUAUUUUGAUAUAUUUGUUUUUUUUCUGCCAAAAGAGGAAAAAAAAACAAAAAAACGUGCCAUCAAUUGCCAAACAGUUGUUGUUACCUCCUUAAAAACGGCCAGCCUGGACCAUUCUAAACUAACCAGAGUGCCACAGAUUGACAUCUCCUGUUCUGCGCAACCACAGACUUCAGCUAAUCCAGAUCUCUCAUGCUGAAAACCCCCUAAUGGACACCAUCUUUCCGUGAACUUAUCUUUUAUUCAGAUACGAAGAAAUGUCUGUCUGUAAAGAUAAGCUCAAACAUGAAACAUUUAUCAGACUCAAAUUUGGUAAUAACUGGAACCUCUUUCCCCUCUUACUUUAGCUGUGGGCAGAUAUCCAUCUGUGGCUCUAGUUAGAAAAGCAUAGACAACCAGGCUCUUGGUCUGCCUUUUCAUUCAACUGUAUCUAAAGCUGUCAGGCCAGCCCACGUGUUGACGGCCUGGACGUAGAUCUCUGUGUGCUUUAAUCACCUCUAGACAAACCUUAAUCACUUCAAGGCCAAUUAGUGCUCAGCUCAUCAUAACCUCUUAACAAGGGGCUCUGACUGAGUUUGACUGGGAGGAGAUCACAUAAGUUGCACAUGACUUGUCUAAGCUGCUGAGGCAUUUAGGAAUGGUACUCCGACCUGUGUAGGGACAUUCCAACAGUAGGAAGAGCAUCGACUUAAGAGCAGAAGGUGUAACAAAACAUGCAAAUGGUGUGGAAGUUUCUUUGUGUGACUUUUUGACAAUAGGGUAUUGUAUGAAAAAAGCCUGGUUUUAUUUGUUAAGUAUUUAUUCAUAUCAAAAUAUCUGUAUUGUGUGAUUCAAUAAUUAUUUAUAUGUCGUCCUGAAAUGAAUUAUUUUUAUUAAGAAAUCUGAAAUCUGA
Molecule: messenger RNA, 5550 nt
Organism: Maylandia zebra (zebra mbuna)
Lineage: Eukaryota; Metazoa; Chordata; Actinopteri; Cichliformes; Cichlidae
Gene: tnfaip3
Product: tumor necrosis factor, alpha-induced protein 3
Biological process (GO): positive regulation of Wnt signaling pathway; protein K29-linked deubiquitination; protein deubiquitination involved in ubiquitin-dependent protein catabolic process
Cellular component (GO): nucleus; cytoplasm
Molecular function (GO): zinc ion binding; cysteine-type deubiquitinase activity; K63-linked polyubiquitin modification-dependent protein binding
Source: RefSeq, a predicted model, not a curated record